CUUCCAACAAUUUUGUAGAGCUACUAAAAAACAUUUUUUUUUUCUCUGAAAAAAGUGUUUAAAGUGCUUUUUUGUUGUCGUUCAAAUUGAUCCAAAUCACUUUGAGAGGCGAAGCGGUCGCGUGAACAAUGACGGAAAGACAAAAAAAAAUAAUCAGUUAAAAGUGAUGUGUCAGUUGAUUACAUUUUAGGUCAUAUAUUUAGUAAUUGUUUUUACUCUCGCUCGAAUUUAAAAAAAAAAACACAUUUUUUUUAUUAGUCGUCAAUAUAUUGAACAUUCAUUGUACUUUAUAUCUCAUUGUUGCCUUUUUCUCGUUCAAUUAUGAAAUCCAUGAUUUUAUUUGUGAUAAACGCCAAAUAACAAGAGAAACAGAUAUCAAUAUUUCAUGCAUUGAUCGGUGUGUGCAAGAGACAAACAGUGCAAUUCAAAAAUCUGCUACGAUCAUACCACCGAAAGAGAAGGGGCAAAAUAAUAAACCAGCAACAACAAAUUAAACUCAUCGACAAAACAGUAUUGUGCGUUCGAUGCUUGAACAGACUUAGUUGGCGCGAGGUGUUCAAAUAAUCAACUGUUAAGUAUGUGAAACACGUGCACAUCGUUUUGAAUUGAAAUUGUUCGUAUUCAGUGCGUUUGCUUUUUAUUCUUUUGAAUCUUUUUUUUUUUUGCUUCGGUUGCCAAGCUAAUUAUUUACAACCGACUCGUGUAUACUCUAAGAGUAGAAUAAUUUUUUUAGCUAUAGACGUUUUAAGUAAAUUUUGCAACAAAAAUGGAUAAAAAAUUUCUGAACGUGAUAAUGCUCGGGUUCGGCUUUAUGUUCCUGUUCACGGCUUUUCAAACAAUGGGAAACAUCGAGAAAACCAUUUUGGAAAGCAUUGCAAAUGAGGAUUCAAAUUUUAACGGCGAUGGAUAUACUAGUUUGGCGAUAAUUUAUGCGGCGUUAGCAAUAUGCAAUUGGCUUGCACCAUCGGCAAUAUCGAUAUGUGGCCCAAGAGGUGCCAUGUUCAUCGGUUCGAUCACAUAUUGUUUGUUCAUGGUGUCAUUUUUGUAUCCAAAGACAUGGUUAUUAUACGUAGCAAGUGCUGUAUUGGGAUGUGGUGCGGCAUUAAUUUGGACAGGACAAGGCAGUUAUUUAUCGUGUUGCAGUAAUGAAUCCAAUAUUGCACGUAAUUCAGGUGUAUUUUGGGCAAUGUUGCAAGCAAGCAUGCUGAUGGGAAAUUUGUUUGUAUUUUUCCAAUUCCAAGGAAAAGAGCAGAUCGAUGCAAAUACUCGUCAUAUUGUUUUCACAGUGCUCAUAUCAGUUGCAAUUGUUGGCGUUAUAUUUCUUGGUUUGUUACGUCGUGUCCAUCAUACAUUCGAUGAUAAGGAACGUGAUCGAGAAUUUGACUACGAUUCGAAUAGCAAUGGCAUUGUUGGGGCAUUUGUAAAAGCAAUCAAAUUGUUCUUCACACGUAACAUGCUUUUAUUGUGUAUCACAUUUCUUUAUACAGGUUUUGAAUUAUCAUUCUACAGCGGUGUAUACGGCCCAAGUAUUGGAUUCACAUUGAAAAUAGGCGAAUCGGCAAAACAACUUGUCGGUUUGUCUGGCAUUGCCAUUGGAAUUGGUGAAAUAUUUGGUGGCAUUCUUUUCGGUUUGCUUGGAUCAAAGACCGUUAAAUAUGGUCGAGAUCCCAUUGUUAUAAUUGGAUUUAUCGUUCAUAUGUUUAGCUUUUUGCUUAUCUAUUUGAAUCUACCCGAUGACGCACCAUUUAAAGGCACACAAGAGAUUGGAUACUUUAAUCCACCCAUUGUCUGGGUUGCAUUAUUGUGUUCAUUACUAUUGGGCUUUGGCGAUGCAUGCUUCAAUACACAAAUUUAUUCAAUGCUUGGUGGUUCAUUUGCAAGCAAUUCCGUUGCAGCAUUUGCCGUUUUCAAAUUUACACAAUCAAUAGCAGCUGCACUGAGUUUUAUGUAUUCAUCACACUUGGGUUUACACGCACAAAUGUCAAUAUUACUUGUGUUUGGCAUCGUCGGUACCAUAAGUUUUUGCAUCGUUGAAAAUUCAUUCAAAAGAGAUGCAGCCGGCCGAGCCUUGAAUGCUUCAAGUAAAAACGGUGCUGAUAAAUUACAAGUUGAAGUACAUUCUGACUGAAAUCAAUCGACAAUGCCAUCCAUUUUUAUAGUUAAUAACGUAAAUGUGUCGUAAAUAAAUAGAAACGAAAACCAAAAAAAAAAAAAAAAUACAUUUAGUAAU
Contarinia nasturtii (swede midge) is the source of this 2230-nucleotide messenger RNA. Its product is annotated as UNC93-like protein MFSD11. Lineage: Eukaryota; Metazoa; Arthropoda; Insecta; Diptera; Cecidomyiidae. The transcript has 8 exons. The record is from RefSeq and is a predicted model, not a curated record. Bases 767 to 2128 code for a protein of 453 amino acids.